GCCUUUUUCUUUAAAAUGAGGACUUUCUGAGUCUGGUGGAAGGUUUUCAGCAGGUUUCCUCUUAAUGAAAUCAGUAUUAGUGUCCUGCAGGGGGCAGACACUCCUCUGCUUCACUCACAGGAAGAAGCAGAAGAAGAGAAGCUGGUCCCUGUUACCAGCAGAGCCGCUUCAAACCAGUGCAGUCCGAUCCAGACUGGUUCUGCUUGGCUGCCAUGUUGAGUUCUUUAAGGAUCCUCCUCUCUGCCACAAAGUGUCCGGCAACCCGCCGCUGCUCAGGCUUUGUCUCCAGGAUGAGGUAUGUGAACAGGCUGAAGGAGGAUGAUGCGUCGUGUGCUGCAGCGCUGCAGAACGGUCGCAUUUUCCUGUUCCACCGCCUGUCUCCUUUGCUGCAACGCACCGAGAGGGGAACCUUCAGACCAGCUGCACUCAUCAGCUCAGAUGUGCAGGCGAUCCUGGAGAGACUAGGUUCCGACGGAUCCCUCCUGAGGGAGUCGGUUCUGAUCAACUGCUCUGAACAAAACCAGGCUCAGUUCUGUUUGGAUGUCGGAGAACUGGAUCAGGAAGCAGUAGAAGAAGAGUGUGAAGGGAACUUCGUUGACCUGAGGAAGUCCUUCUUUCUGCUGAGCGGAGCAGAGGCCCCUCUAGUGGCCCAGGGUCAGGCUCUGCUACGCUGGCAUCAAACCAGCAGGUUCUGCAGCGCUACAGGUCAACUCACCCACCGGAACCAGGCGGGCAGUCAGAGAGUCUGCAGCAGCAGCGGCACAGUCUACUAUCCAAAGAUGUCUCCGGUGGUGAUCGUCCUGGUGUCUGAUGGGAAACGGUGUUUGUUGGGUCGACAGUCAUCCUUCCCUCGAGGGAUGUACAGCGCUCUGGCUGGUUUCUGUGACAUGGGUGAGUCUCUGGAGGAGGCUCUGUGCAGGGAGGUGGCAGAGGAGGUGGGUUUGGAGGUUCAGAGUAUCUCCUACAGCUCCUCACAGCACUGGCCCUUCCCUCACAGCUCCUUCAUGCUGGGCUGCCACGCCUCUGUUAGCCCCGCCGACACACAGCUUGAUGUGGACCACACGGAGCUGGAGGACGCUCGCUGGUUCAGUCUGGAGGAGAUUAGCUCCGCCCUGCAGGUGAAGACUCCGCCCAGGAGAGGUGAACCCCCCGUCCUCUGGCUCCCCCCGAAACACGCCAUCGCCAACCGACUCAUCACGGAGUGGGCGGUCCGGCAGCGAGAGUCCGAGUCCUGAGACCCAGAACCAGGUCUUCAUCUACACCCAGAUCAAGAUCCAAUGAGCUUCUUCAUGGAACAGACUGUCAUCACGUCUAAUUUUUAAUGACUCAAAUGAACAUUUAAUUACAUUUCUACAGUAAAACACAGAAUCUACCUCUGAGUUAUUGUUAUUAGUAUUAUUUUUAUUACUCUGUUCUAGAAACUUAUGACAUUUAAUUAAAAAGUGAAAAAACUUC
Molecule: messenger RNA, 1455 nt
Organism: Seriola aureovittata
Lineage: Eukaryota; Metazoa; Chordata; Actinopteri; Carangiformes; Carangidae
Gene: nudt13
Product: nudix (nucleoside diphosphate linked moiety X)-type motif 13
Exons: 9
Coding region: 213-1235 (340 amino acids)
Molecular function (GO): metal ion binding; hydrolase activity
Source: RefSeq, a predicted model, not a curated record